AUGUCGUCCCUGUUUGCAAGGGACGCCGGGAGUGUGGUCAGAGAACUGGGCAGGAGAGGGGAGCUGGUGCCCGCCCACAGCCUGAAUAGCGCCCCACACCUGCGCCCCUUCUGCCUGGUGAGGAAGAAGCACAGACGCCCCCCCUGGCCUUGGGACACCCCCUUCAUCCCUACAGACUUCUCCCUCAUGGAUGCACUGGAGCCCAGCUCCCCCAUCCCAGAGUUGAACCGGAGCCAAUCCAUCCAGACCCGGGAGAUGGUGGCAGGAGCCGUGACGGGGGCCAUGAGUGUGGGCACCGGGCUGCCGGUGCAGGUGACAGGGAACAGUGGGGUGAUCCACAACUCCACACUGACUGUACACACACUCAUGGUUUCCCCUCACACCUGGGAAACUCUGAUGAAGAGGAAACUGAGGACCCCGAAGCCCUCGUUCCUCAGGGAGCUGCAACGCCGGAAGGAGAAGGAGAGCCUGUAUGUGGUGACAGAGGCCGUGGAGACCACGCAUGACACCAUGCUUCAGAGCCUCAGCAACGCAGAGGGAGCAGGACGGCCGGUCUUCCUUGGGCCGGGCCAUUUAAAGCUCCAGGGUCAGAGCCACAUGGCCAAAGAGAAGGCAGUGACCAUCACCCAGGGCACUGUCCUGGCCUACAGGGUGCUGCAGCUGGGGAUGAGAGAGGACUGCUGGGCCUCAGCCUACAGUUGGGCCCCCGGUGAGGAGCCCAACUUCCAGGGCCUGCAGAGGCAGGCGGGUGUCCAGCUGCAGGACCUGGCCACGCUGCCCGCAGAGCUGCGGCACCCGCUGCUAAGUGCCCUCCAAGAGCUGCUCCAAGACCCUCGGGCCCUGCAGGAACUCGAGGACACGAUGGAACAGGCCCUGGACACUGGGGUGCUGGGACAGCUGGUUGGCCCUGGGGGCUUCAUCCUAAGCACCGUCCGGAACCCCUCAGGCAGGCUGUUGACCUCGAAAGGCAGGGCCAUCCUCUGCAUUCUUGGAGCUCCUGUGGUGCUCAGUGACAUCCAACAUUGCCUGCUGACCCAGUCCAUGGAGAGAAGGAUCAUGCCCCAGCAGCUGGAGCUGGUGGCGAGUAUCUUAGAGCCAAACUUUAAUCAGAUGGAGGAAACCACCUUCUCUCUCCCACUAGAAGUCCUCUCAUCCCUACAGAGUGAGGAUGCAGCCCUCUCCCUGAGCCUGGUGGAGAGCUGUGGACUGGAGCUGCAGGGGCCUAGCCAGCGACUCAUGUGGGACCCUGACCUGGUACCACAGCUCUCUGCACUCUAUGGGUCCCUUGCAGGGCUGCAGAUGCUGGCUGCACCCAGCCCCGUAGCCCCCUAG
Molecule: messenger RNA, 1332 nt
Organism: Callorhinus ursinus (northern fur seal)
Lineage: Eukaryota; Metazoa; Chordata; Mammalia; Carnivora; Otariidae
Source: RefSeq, a predicted model, not a curated record